CACACUCCCCAGGUCCCCAAUCUCCACACAUGCAUCCCCCUCUCCAUCAUCAUCAGGAUGGAAGGGUACAUCCCGGGCCAAGAGGAAGACACACUCUUUACUGUAGUUCUUCCAUAUUUCACCCAACUUCUGUCUCAGUGUUCUUUGGUCUUCAGAGGAUGAGAAUCUGUUCCAGUUUUCCCCUGGGCUGGUAUGAAGACCCUGUGAGAGCUGUGGGGCACCUGGCUUCAGGGCAGUCUUGCCUGACGCAAGAUGGAUGUUGGUUGCUGGUUGCUGGUUCCCUUGCGUGCGUGGGCGAGGAACCGUCCGCUUCUCAGGGCCUGGAACGCCCGGGCGCCCGGUAUUGCGGGCGGCGCCGUCAGUCCCUGGCUGCGCGCGGGGCGGGGCCUCGGGGCGCGGGGCGGGAUUGGCCGGCCGUGUUCGUUGGGCCCCGCCCCCGGCCAACAUGCCUAGUUUACACUGGGGCGGCCGGAGGGCGAGUCGGUGCGUGGUGACGUCACCGCGCCGGCUCCUCCCGACGCUUGAGGCAGGCUCCGAGACACCGGCGGAUGCGGCUGCGGCUGCGCGAGACUAUGGGGGCUCAGCAGAGCGGCGGCCAGGGCGUCCCGGAGCCCACACAGCCCCAGCCAGCGGCACCGGAGGGCCCAGAGCGACCCCGGCCUCAGCCUCAGCCCCAGCCCGAGCCCAGCCCGUGGGGCCCGCUGGACGACGUGCGGUUUCUCAUCGCCUGCACCUCCUGGUACUGACUCCGGAGGAUGCCUCCCGCCUGCUGCCUCCUGUCGUCCUUGCCCGCCUUGGCCCACGCCCCUGUGUCUAUCUUACCGCCCCUCUCCCAGCCUCAGCGCUCUGGAGACCACAGAGAAUUCGAAGAGGUCGCCGGGGACUAGAAGCCCCCGUGGAGAGGCCUCCGGAGCCUCUCCCCCAGCCUGCUUCCCAGCCUGCACCCAAACUCAGCUCAGACCUUCAUGCACGCCCUCAUCCUCUUCAGCUGCCCUGGGGCAUCCCUCCCUGUCACUGUCUUCCAGUACCAGGCCAGGGCUCCUGACCUCGUCUGCCUCUUAUUACUGAGAACCAAGCUCGUGCCUGUGUCCCAGGUCAUGGCACCAUGUGCCUUGACUUCAGAGAUGCUCUUGCCACAAUGACCCUCCCCAUACUCCUCCUGAGGGGUGUUGCUCCCCUAUCUUGGAUCCAAAUGAGGCAUCAUCGGGCUGUAUUCCUGGGACCCCAGUAACACUGGGCCUCCAGGGUCAGCCUUUUGGAGAGGAGGGAUAUAUGUUUGCUGGUCUGGCAGAUGAAUUCGUGGGGCAGCUCCCAGACACCCCAGAGCACCCUGUUCUCCCAGAAGCUUCUUAAGCUCACUCUUAGAGAACCCGAUCUUUGUUCCCACGUCCCAGGAAAGUGACACACUCUGUAUUUCUGUUUUAUUUAGAAAUGAUUUAAAAAACAUUAUACAAAGGCUGAUCAGUUUAAAAUGUGACUGACACUGAAAUGCUGUGAUGUUCCCCAGGCUGAGGGGAAGCUGGGCUCUGGGGCCCCCAGUGCUUUGCCCCUCUGUCCAUCUGCCCUGUCCUGGGGUGGUGGACAAACACAUGACAACAGGCAGGAGAAUCUGAGAUUGGAAGCCUCUAGGCUGAGCCCUCUCUGGGCCUGGCCCCACAUCCCUCACGUCUGCAGCCUGGUCUGCCUGCCCCAUCCCCUGCUCUUUCUCAGCUGGCCUAGGUAGUACCAGGAGCCAGCGGGGAGCCUGGCGGGAGGUGGGGGGUGCCUAGAGCUUUCAAGAAGUGAGAGCACCAACCUGAGGAGUGGAGAGGGACCAGCAAGGGAGGCCAGGAAGAGAUGGAUAGAGGAGACACUUCUCAUCUCAUCUCAGACCCUACAGGGUCCACAGAUGGGGACAUGAGACCCAGCCAGCCCACUGGAUGGCCUGGGCAAGUAACAUAACCUCUCUGUGCUUCAUCUGAGGGCAUGAUGAGAGUUACCCUCGGCCUCCCAGGGCCUACACGAGUUUCAUGUGAGUGGACAGGUGUGAGCUAAUAAAGUGCUUUGCAAAGUAUAAAA
Messenger RNA from Lemur catta (Ring-tailed lemur), 2058 nucleotides. RefSeq names its product MMP24 opposite strand (gene MMP24OS). Bases 549 to 746 code for a protein of 65 amino acids. The transcript has 2 exons. NCBI's taxonomy places the organism in Eukaryota, Metazoa, Chordata, Mammalia, Primates, Lemuridae. The record is from RefSeq and is a predicted model, not a curated record.